AUGGUGAAGAAUCCGCCCGCCUGCAACUUUCCGACAGCGUCCCUCUCCUUCACCCACACCACCAAUUGUCGCCGCCACCAGCUCCGCGGCUACUCCAGGCGCACAAAGAGGGAUGGGCGGCGGCUGCUACGAAGGAAAAGGAUGAGACAAAGAAGCCAGUCGGCCCAGGAGCCCACUGUUCCCGCUUUGCCCCAAACUGGAAAACUAUUGCUAAUAUCCAAGAACUGGAUAAGCAACCACCGCUAUGGCCGUACACACAGACACGACCCGGGAAAACUACAAGCCCCAGCUCCAGCUCCAAGACAAUUCAAGCUAAUUACAGAGGCUGUUCAGGGAAAAGACUGCCUGACUAAUUUCUAUGGCAUGAAUCUUACCCUUGACGAAAUGUUCUCCAUGGUGGAAAAAUGGCAGACCAUGAUUGAAGCUCAUGUUGAUGUUAAGACUACCAAUAGUUAUUUGCUUCAUCUAUUCUGUGUUCGUUUUAUUUUUAAAAAAACAACAACUCAACAAUCAGAUUUGGAGGACCUCUUAUGCUCAGCAUCAACAGGUUCAUCAAAUCCAGAAGAAGAUGAUGGAAAUCAUGACCUGAGAUUAAAUAUGCUAAAGAAGCCCACGUUUGAAUUGGGAAAACUCAUGGAGCUUCAUGGCAAAGGUAGCAGUUCUGGAAAAGCUACUGGGAACGAGACAGAUACUAAAGUUGAAUUAGCUGAUGAAUAUGAGCCCCCAGUCUAA
Molossus molossus (Pallas's mastiff bat) is the source of this 732-nucleotide messenger RNA. Its product is annotated as 40S ribosomal protein S3a-like. The transcript is spliced from 4 exons. Lineage: Eukaryota; Metazoa; Chordata; Mammalia; Chiroptera; Molossidae. Gene Ontology annotation, cellular component: cytosol; ribosome. The record is from RefSeq and is a predicted model, not a curated record. Gene Ontology annotation, molecular function: structural constituent of ribosome. The coding region runs from base 1 to 732 and encodes 243 amino acids. Gene Ontology annotation, biological process: translation.